Cercopithifilaria johnstoni is the source of this 737-nucleotide messenger RNA. Lineage: Eukaryota; Metazoa; Nematoda; Chromadorea; Rhabditida; Onchocercidae. The record is from the annotation of a GenBank genome assembly.
AGAAUGAACCGGAAUUACUACAGUAUGAAAACAAUCAAGAGAUGGCAACAUUAAUGAAUAUGUUAACACAAGCUAACAGAGAUAAACAACUGUCUCACUAUAAUAACGAAUACAAUGAACCAGAUAGCAACGAUAUGUACGAUAUCAAUAUUGAAAGUGCAGAAAAUGCAGCCGUGCAAGGAGCGGCCACAAAAUUGAUAGCAGCACAGAAAAAGGGACAAAGUGAAUAUGUGGGAUUCAUUGAACCGAAAGUUUCAAAUCAAAUGAAGCACAGGGAAAUGUUGGAAAAACGGGUAGAAGAUAUUCAAAUAGUCCAGAAACCUAACUUAAAACCAGUGCUUCAUCUCGGUAAUUUCCUAACUUUAGCAGUAGCAACAGUUUGCAUGUUAGCAGUGGUAGUUGGAGUCGCAACUGGCAGUUACUAUUUUUUCAAGGAUCGAUCUGAAAAAUCUGCAGCUGAUAGUUCUGAUUUCACAUACGCACCUACCGGCCCUGGAAAGAGCAAGAAAAAGAAGAAUGGUGAUGAAGGACUGGCAUAUAAGGCACAUUUACAUCACUAUCAGCAAGCAAAGCAGAAGAUAAUAUCAAGUGAAAACGGAGCAGUAAUUCUUCCUCAUGGAUAUGAAAGCGGUGAAACGUCCGAUGACGAGAACGAUUUUUCGGUAUAUGAAUGCCCUGGUUUAGCACCAACCGGUGAUAUUGAAGUACAAAAUCCAAAUUUCAUUUCGCGAACCUGA